Lolium rigidum is the source of this 1273-nucleotide messenger RNA. RefSeq lists its product as uncharacterized. The record is from RefSeq and is a predicted model, not a curated record. The transcript is spliced from 5 exons. NCBI's taxonomy places the organism in Eukaryota, Viridiplantae, Streptophyta, Magnoliopsida, Poales, Poaceae. The coding region runs from base 119 to 1273 and encodes 384 amino acids.
UGACGAAUGAGUGGAACAACAGGAGAUUGACCCUAGCUAAUCAGAUGUGGGCUGAUUAUCAAGCUAGGCAUGGACAAGCUUGAGUUUGCUUGAAUGUUGUACAUAUUUUCUUUUUGAGAUGGAUUCGAGCAAUGCUCCCACUAAGAAAGGUAGAAGUUACAUCAAGUGGACAGAUGCAAUGGACAAAGCUCUGUUGGAUGUGUUUGUGGAAUACUUCAACAAAGGAGAUCGAGCUCAGAAUGGGUGGAAACCCCAUGUAUACACAGCUGCAGUUAAGAAAGUGAUGGAGAAAUGCACAGUCGAGCUUACCAAGGAUAACAUCAUUGCUAGGAGCAAAACUUUUGACAAGCAUUAUGUCAUUGUCAACAAUAUGCUUAGCCAGAGUGGAUUUGGUUGGGACGAUGACAAGAACAUGAUAUCCGUUGAAGAUGAUGUUUGGAACAACUAUGCCAAGGCCAACAAAGAUGCAGCCUCGUAUAGGUACAAGGUCAUCAAGUAUUGGGACAUGAUCAGUACACUUUACAACAGAGACCGUGCUACGGGCGAGGGUGCAAGGACAGCAAAUGAGAGCGCGGCUGAAAUGGCGGAGGAGAUAGCUAACACCACCGCAACCAAUAAAGAUGCCAACUCCUCAACUAAGGAUGACGAAGAUCGUCCAAAGAAGAGGUACCGUUCCGAUGACUCGAUUGCAACAAUGCUUGGAGAUAAAUUGGACAAUUUUACUCGCUGUGUUCAAAGCCGAUGCUCUGAGCCGCCACCAAAGCCGGCAAGUCCUGAAGAAAUCUGGGCUCUCCUUGGUGGAAUACCAGAACUAGAAGAUGAUCAGCUCUUGGCAAUAUACGAUGUUCUAGUUGCCGAUGAUCGCAAGUUCAAGUCUCUAUUGGAACCAUACUCUUGCAAGACAUGGGUAUGGGUUGAUCUCGUCGCCGAUUAUGUGGAGAAGAUGGUCAAGUUCAGAACAACAAUUCUUCAGGCGAAACACGGACAGGAGUUGGCGGCCAUACGAGAAGAGCUUGAUCAGAAGGCCCAGGCUCUCAGAAGAAUGCAGACAGAGUUAGAUGACCAAGGCCUAGCCCGACAGAUAGAGAUUAGUGAGUUGCAGUCACAGAUCAACUCACUAAGCUCAUCUGCCUCAAAGUUCAGGAAGCUCCGCAUGGUGAUGACUGUGUUUGUUGCCAUGUGCUGGUUAUUAGCCCCUGGUUCAAUCAUGGUUACACUUGCUGCCACUGCCAUAGCAGCUCUGAUGUCUAAUGUAACCAAGGUGUACUUCUGA